CCGAGGCCGUGUCAGAUGUGUUUCUAUUUUCUCUUUCCCUCCGACCCGGAACUACUGACACACACACACACACACACACACACACACACACACACACACACACACACACACACACACACACACACACACACACACACACACACACAUUCUCUCACUCUGUCUCCAUCACGUCACACUCUCUGCAGAGACCACCGACCGACAACAUGGAACUGCCUCCCUGUGUGGUGGAUUGUGGGACAGGGUACACAAAGAUCGGCUAUGCAGGAAACACGGAGCCUCAGUUCAUCAUGCCGUCCUGUAUCGCCAUCAGGGAGUGGGCGGGCGUCGGGGACCAGGCUCAGAGGAGACUCGUGAAAGGAGUGGAAGAUCUGGACUUCUACAUCGGAGACGAAGCUGCAGAGAAACCAAACUACGCUACCAAGUGGCCUAUCCGUCACGGCAUGGUGGAGGACUGGGACCUGAUGGAGAAGUUUAUGGAGCAAAUCAUCUUCAAAUACCUGAGAGCUGAGCCUGAAGACCACAGCUUCCUCAUGACAGAGCCUCCUCUCAACACUCCUGAGAACAGAGAGUAUUUGGCAGAGAUCAUGUUCGAGACCUUCAACAUCCCCGGGCUCUACAUCGCCGUGCAGGCGGUGUUGGCGUUGGCGGCGUCCUGGACGUCUCGUCAGGUCGGAGAGAGAACGCUGACCGGGGUCGUGAUCGACAGCGGAGACGGAGUCACACACGCCAUCCCCGUGGCUGAGGGCUACGUGAUUGGCAGCUGUAUAAAACACAUCCCCAUCGCAGGGCGGGACAUCACCUUCUUCAUCCAGCAGCUGCUCAGAGACCGAGAGGCAGGAAUCCCCCCCGAGCAGUCGCUGGAGACCGCCAAGGCCAUCAAGGAGCGGUACUGUUACAUCUGUCCGGACAUCGUGAAGGAGUUCUCAAAGUUCGACUCUGACCCGGGGAAAUGGAUCAAACAGUACCACGGAGUCAACGCCGUCACCAAGACCGACUUCAACGUCGACGUCGGCUACGAGCGUUUCCUCGGCCCUGAAAUCUUCUUCCACCCAGAGUUCGCUAACCCAGACUUCAUGCAGCCAAUCUCUGACAUUGUUGACGAGGUCAUUCAGAGCUGUCCAAUCGAUGUGAGGCGGCCGCUAUACAAGAACAUCGUUCUCUCCGGAGGAUCCACGAUGUUCAGAGACUUUGGGCGGCGUGUGCAGAGAGACCUGAAGAGAGUGGUGGACGCCCGGCUGAAGUUUAGUGAAGAACUCAGCGGAGGACGAUUAAAGCCAAAGCCAAUGGAGGUGCAGGUCGUCACUCAUCACAUGCAGCGCUACGCCGUCUGGUUCGGAGGAUCAAUGUUGGCGUCCACGCCGGAGUUUUCCCAGGUGUGUCACUCGAAGAAGGACUACGAUGAGAUCGGGCCGAGCAUCUGUCGACACAACCCCGUGUUCGGAAUCAUGUCCUAAUGAACAGCGGCAGCUACAGAUAGCUCGCUUGAUAGCAUGCUACGUUGUUAGCCUGUUGUCCUGUCUCUCCUGCUAGCUGCUAACCACCAACCACUUAGACAGUAGCCAGUUACAGGUACAUCUCAAUAAAUUAGAUUAUCGUGGAAAAGUUAAUUCUAAUUUCUUGAGGUGCACCUGUAAUAUAUUGUUUAUUUAAUUGUUUUAGCCCGUUAUGCUAAUACACGGUUAGCAGGCUAGCUCAGUCUCAUCCAGCACAUGGCGGUCUGGAGAAACCUAAGCAGUAUUGUUUAUUGUCCAAAAAGCAGCCAUGUUCGGUUUUUUUUUUUUAAGGAUUUCUCAAGACCUCAAAAUAAAGAGUAGCUAGCUGUUAGCCUGUUAGCAAUGUAGCAUCGCAGAGUGUUUGUUCAACAGCCUGUAUCAUAUACUUCUGCACUCAGAGCGUUUAUAUUUGUAAAGAAAAGCAGAUCAUAUUUAUUAUAAUGUAAAAUCUAUACACAUAUUAAACUGAGUCUUUGUCUGAGAGAAUAAAAGACACAACAGAUAUUUAGUUUUAUGAAGAUCUCCACACUGUCACACUGAAAUCAUAUUUUUGUGGCCAAGCUGAGAUUUAAUGAAUGUUAAUAAAUGAUCUGUGGUUUGAUACUGAGCUGCUGUCAAUAAAUCCCCUUUAAGACACCGUUAA
Gymnodraco acuticeps is the source of this 2136-nucleotide messenger RNA. Its product is annotated as actin-related protein 3-like. Bases 204 to 1454 code for a protein of 416 amino acids. Lineage: Eukaryota; Metazoa; Chordata; Actinopteri; Perciformes; Bathydraconidae. The transcript is spliced from 12 exons. Gene Ontology annotation, cellular component: actin cortical patch. The record is from RefSeq and is a predicted model, not a curated record. Gene Ontology annotation, molecular function: actin filament binding.